AUUGAUAACCUAAGUCGACCGCAUUGGAGUGUCAUUCAAAUCAGCAGAAAGUACUCGCUAGCUAAGGACUUCGCUAGGUUAAAAUGACGGCUGAAGAUGAAAACCUGGACAUGCUGCUCUCUUUAUUCGAAGAGAAUCAGGGUCAGGAACCGGAGACCUCCGCUGCUGGGGCUGGAGAUGAUGAGGAUGAUUUGGAUGGUCUCUUCGAUGAUGAUUGCGACGAAGUUUAUGUUGAGCCCGAGGAAGAGGACGUGUCAUUGGCUAAUUUAAGUACAGAAAGGGAAAAUGAGCAUAAUGGAUCCAAAGAACACCUGGAGGCGGAAUUAAGGAGCAUGCGGGAGAAGAUGCAAAAGCUCCAGCAGCAGCUGUUGGCUUCUCAGACAGGUGAGAACACCUCCCAGGCCAGACACACAGAAGAUGAUCCCUUCUCACGCAGGCAACCGAGCACCAAGACAUCACCAGCCACUCGAUGUUCCACCAAGCCCCUGACUUCCCCACAGCAAUGCAGCAGACCUGCCCUAAAAGCACAUCAUAACAGCAAGUCAUCCCCAACACUGCAAAAAGUAGCUACAGUUUCCCCUAAAGCAGUGGAGCUCACCAGGGCACUGCAUUACCAAGACAGGACUGCACACUAUGACAAAGCAGCCUCCUCUGAAAACCACAAUGCACUGGGACAUAGUGUGAGCGAUAGGCUAUCACAGCCAAUGAGAAGCAGCAGUAAAUUCAACAGUACAGUGAAGUCACCUACACCCAGCAAAAGUGCUGGUGUAUCUCAUCCCAUUGCCAGACAGAACACAUCCCUGCCAUCUGUCAGUCAGGACAUUACCAAGGAGAAAUUCUCAGGUCUCAGGCUUAGGAGACCUCGCUUGUCCUCUGUGGAAAUUGAACACAAAAUGGCUAACCGCAGAUUGAUCCGGCUCUCACAUCUGCCUGAACGACUGGUCAGGGAAAAUCUAGAAGAGAGUGACUGGGUUACCUUUGCUGUGGUGAUAAAGAAAGUGACUACACAGAGCAAGAAUAAUGGAAAAACCUUUAGUAUCUGGAAACUGAAUGAUCUUCAUAACCUGGAGGUGAAUGUAUCGCUUUUCCUCUUUGGGAAUGUUCAUACAGACCUGUGGAAGACAGACACUGGGACAGUGAUUGGCAUACUCAACCCUAACCCAAUGAAGAACAAAGAUGGCUCUAAUGAGCUUUGCCUCACUGUGGACCAUCCACAGAAGGUUCUUAUGUUGGGAGAGGCCAUGGACUUUGGUACUUGCAAGGGCAAAAAGAAGAAUGGAGAUACCUGCACCCAAUUGGUCAACCUGAAUGAAUGCCAGUACUGCCAAUACCAUGUAAAGGCUCAGUAUAAAAAGAUGAGCUCAAAGAGAGCAGAGCUUCAGUCCAGUUUUACAGGCACUGCCCCUGGGAAAAGAAAGGGGCAGGGAGGUCUGAGGGAGCGUCUGUGUCAGAGUGACUUUCACUAUGGGGGCGUGUCCUCACUUGCCUGUGCACCAUCAGUGACUGCACCACAGCCAAAGAAACAACCUUCAAUUCAGGCAGUUUUGGCUUCCAUCCCUUCCAAGAAGCUUGCUCUUGUUUCAGAUGAGGUAUCUGGGUGUUCAGAUGACUUCAGAAGUCUAAUGUCCGUUCCUACUCCAGGAGCGCUUAAUAUAAAGAGACACUUGGGACAAACUAGGGCAAAUGGACCAUGUGGGCCACCAGUUCAGUCCAUCUCUGCCUCAGACCUCCUCAAACAGCAGAAAGUGCUGCAUCAGCAAAGGCUGCAGGCUAGACGGAAGAGGGGAGAAGAGAUCCAAAAGAGGAUGCUGCAGAACACUGGUGCAACUGUUGUUCCAGCAAGACCGUCUAUAAACAGAGGUGCUCUGCUCUCACCGAAAGCAGCGUCUCCUGUACCCACCCUAGGGCGAGGUUUCAUGGACGGAGAGGAUAUUAUUCUGGAUAUGUCCCUGCUUCCUCCCCCAAAAAGCCCAGCAGCCACAAAGCUGGCUGCAGUGAGAAAGCUCCAGGCUAAAGGCGUGGACAUUGUUAAAGAUGACCCCAAUGCCGUGAAACGCAAGCGCCCCAGCAGCAGUGAGAUCACUACCAGAGUGGAGCGUAGCCUGAGCCCACCGGCAGGUGAGAAGACGGCUGUGGAGAAAGAGGAGGAGAUGGAGCCAGCUCAGAAAAGGAGGCGGGAACAGCUGGACUAUAUCCAGUCAGAGGAGUUUCAGCACAUUCUUAAUGCAAAGUCUACAAAUUCCUGGAUUAUGGGGGAGAUGGAAGAGAAGGCCAUGCAGGACUAUUUUGAGCCACUGGUGCAGAAAGAGAAGUUGGAAGAGAAGAUGAAGAGCAUCCGGGAGAUGAAGUGUCGAGCAGUCACCUGUAGAACCUGCAAAUACACACACUUCAAACCAGCUGAGCGCUGCGUGCAGGAGAAACACGACUACCACUGGCAUGAUGCCGUCAAACGCUUCUUCAGGUGCUCCUGUGGCCAGAGGAAGAUCAGCCUAGGCCGCUUCCCUUCUACAGCCUGCAGCAACUGUGGUCUGUACAAGUGGGAGAGAGACAGCAUGUUAAAGGAGAAGAAUGGGCCGAAGAUCGGAGCCGAGCUGCUGCUGCCACGUGGGGAAGAGCAGCCCAAAUUCCUCAACAGUCUGAAAUAGUUAGCAUUUUCUCUGCCACCCAGCGCAGCCCCUCCGUGCCCCUCUGCUCACAUGUCGUGCAGGGGGCUUUCUUAUCUGCAAAACCAAGCAAACCUCUCUUGAUUUUCCUCAAGUCAGACUUUGGCAGAGCCAUUACUGCUGUUAAUUUAGAGAUUUUCAGAUAUGCACACAAUGCCAGAGAUUAGAGGGUUUUGCAAGUGAUUUGCAACUUCCAUUCUAACCUCCAGCACCAACUAUUUUUAUCUGUUUUAUCUCUCUUUUUAUGUCCAAUGUUUUUUUUUUUUUGUUUUUUUUUAUAUUGUUACUGCAAGUUUUCCUAUUUGUUAUGAACUUCUGUAUCAUGUGUGGCUGUGCCUAAAUUAAACUAGCAUGUGAGUUUA
Messenger RNA from Electrophorus electricus (electric eel), 3025 nucleotides. RefSeq names its product minichromosome maintenance 10 replication initiation factor (gene mcm10). The record is from RefSeq and is a predicted model, not a curated record. Gene Ontology annotation, biological process: DNA replication; DNA replication initiation. Gene Ontology annotation, molecular function: DNA replication origin binding; single-stranded DNA binding. Lineage: Eukaryota; Metazoa; Chordata; Actinopteri; Gymnotiformes; Gymnotidae. Gene Ontology annotation, cellular component: nuclear replication fork; nucleus.